AUGAAGCUCGCACACGCCUGCGCGCUGGCCGCCGUGCUCUGGUCCGCCGUCGGCCUCGCCUCGUCCGACGACAAGAAAGAGAAGAAGGCCAAGCCGUGCACCAUCAAGUCGCCGACCGACCGCUUCUUCGACCUCAACCCCAUCUCGGUCCAGCCCGACAGCACCAAGAAGGGCAAGGACGGCAAGUCGCAUCCCGCCGAGAGCUGGCACGCCAAGGGCUACGACUACCCCGCCAAUUUCACCGUCAACUUCUGCGCUCCCGUCGUCGAGGACCUGGAAGACGUCGUCGGCCUGGACAGCCACAGCACCAAGAACGUCAGCGCCUACUACACCCAGCACGGCAAGACGUACUCGAUCGGCCAGCAGAACACGGAGCUGGUCUUUCGCGGCAGGAAGCUUAUUCUUAACUACACGGAUGGAUCGCCCUGCGGCGAGGACUCGGACUACUACCGGAGAGACGUCCACAACCUAGAGACCAGAAAGAAGCAUGACGAUGACCAUGACGACGACGACGACGACCUGCACAAGUCCAAGAAAGGCAAGACGGACAAGCGCCGCAAGUCGACGGUGAUUUCGCUGCUGUGCGAGACGGAUUCCCUGUCGCCGUCAGACGAAGCAACGGUGGCCUUCGUCGCGGCCAGCCCGGACGAAUGCACCUAUUUCUUCGAAGCCCGGAGCAAGGCUGCAUGUGGAGGCAUCGAGAAGGAAACGCAGCAGCUUGGCCCGGGCGGAGUGUUUGGUGUCAUCGUGCUCAUUGCCUUCCUCGUGUACUUUGUCGGCGGCUGCAUGUACCAACGGACCGUCAUGCACCAGCGGGGCUGGCGCCAGAUUCCGAACUUCGCCUUCUGGGAGAGCAUCUGGCGCUUCUUUACCGACGUGUUUGUCAUCCUCACCUCGUCCUGCGCUCGCUUCCUGCCCAGUCGUCGUGGCUACAGCCGCGUCUCGCUGCAUGGCGACAGGAGCCGGGGGCGGGGCCGGGACUCGGAUGACGAGAAUCGGUUGAUCGAUGAACUCGAUGAGUCUCUGUGGGGAAUCUCCAGAGCAAGUCUCGGUUUCCCCGUUGUACAACGGAACAUGAAGAAAUUGAAAAGCAUUGGCAACAAUUGCCGACCGCGUGCCAAUCCGUCUCCAAGUCGAAUCCGUGGCUACCAAGCAGAGAGGCCUACAGCGCUACCUGUCGCUGUAGAAACGAGCAGCAUUCCAGAAGGGAUCACGCCAUCCGGAGCCGUAUCUCGCUGGCACCGCACCGAUCUAAGACUCCACGACUCGCCAGCCCUUCAAGCAGCACUAGACCUCAAACCAGAAUGCCUCUGGCAAAUCUGGACGUGGGAUAGCCACUACGUAUACCAUACUCGCAUCAGCCCCAACCGCUACUCCUUCCUCCUCUCCUCCCUCCGCGCCCUCUCCGCCUCCAUCGCCGCCCUCAACCCCUCCUCGCAGCUCUUCGUCCUCCGCGAACCCCCGCACACCCUGCUCCCCAAGCUCUUCCGUUCCGAUCCCCCGGCCCUGCGCCCCACGCACCUCGUCUACGAGCGCGACACGGACGCGUACGCGCGCGCCCGCGACGCCGCCGUCGUCGACGCCCUGGCGCGCGAGGCGGGCGUCGAAGUCGUGACGAGGUGCGGGCGCACGCUGUGGGAUCCGGACGAGGUGGCGGCGCGGAACGGAUCGGGGGGACGAGGGAAGCCGACCAUGUCGAUGGCGCAGCUGAGGCGGGCGGUGGAGGGGUUGGGGGACGUGCCGAGGCCGGUGCCGCGGCCGGAGGGGCUGCCUGGUGGGCCUGGGAGCGGGGAGGAGGCGCGCCGGCUUUUUGAGGGGGUGGUGCAGGAGAGGCCGGCGGAGGCGGAGGCGGUGGCGGAGGCGGGGGAGGCGGUGGCGGGGGGAACUGGAGGAGGAGAGAAGACGUAUUCGUACGGCCUCGCGGGACCAAAGGGCGACUACGGCGUGCCGGAGAUGGCGGAGCUGGGGCUGGCGGACGACGCGGCGACGACGUGGGUCGAGGGCGGCGAGGCGAGGGCGCUGGAGGCGCUGGCGAGGGUCGUGGACGACGCCGAGUACGUCGCGACGUUCGAGAAGCCGGCCAAGGCGCCGACGGAGUGGGAUCCGCCCGCGACGACGGUGCUGAGCCCGCACCUGCACUUCGGGACGCUCGGGGUCAGGCGGUUUUGGUGGGGCGUGAGGGAUGCGGUGGAGAAGUACGAGAGGGAGAAGGGGAAGGGGACGGCCAGUGGGAUGCCGGUGAAUCUGGAGGGGCAGUUGUUGUUCAGGGAAAUGUACUUCGCCGCCCAAGCCCCGCUCGGCCACCUCUUCGCCCAAUCCCACAACAACCCGCAAUGCCGGCACAUCCCCUGGCACCUGCCCAGCGUCGUCGACCCGGCCACCGGCCUCUCCACGCGCGCCUACGUCGUCGACCCGGCCACCGGCCUCUCCACGCGCGCCUACGUCGUCGACUCGCCCGCCGCCGAGCGCUGGUUCCUCCGCUGGCAGGCGGGCGCGACGGGCUUCCCCUGGAUCGACGCGCUGAUGCGGCAGCUGCGGCAGACGGGCUUCGUCGAGCACCUGGGCCGCCACGCGCUCGCCUGCUUCCUCACCCGCGGCGGCUGCUACGUGCACUGGGAGCGCGGCGCCGCCGUCUUCGAGGAACUCCUGCUCGACCACGAGCCCGCGUGCAACGCCGGCAACUGGAUGUGGCUCGCCUGCGCCGCCUUCUUCUCGCAGUUUCACCGCUGCUACAGCCCCGUGGCUUUCCCGCGCAGGUGGGAUCCCGAGGGCGCGUUCGUGCGCCGCUGGGUCCCCGAGCUGGCGGGAUUCGAUGUCAAGUUCGUUUACGAGCCGUGGAAGGCGCCGAUUGCGGAUCAGAAGAGGUGGGGGUGUAGGGUCGAGGAGUACGAUGAGAGUGUGCAUGGGGGCGAUGCGGGGAAAGGCGUCAUGUCGUAUCCGAAGCCGAUGUUCGACUUUGAUGAGAGGAGGCGGGUUUGCAUUGAUUCGAUGAAGAAGGCGUAUGAUGUGGGGCUGUAUGGCAAUGAUAAGAGAGUGUUGGACGGGACGUGGAGGGAGUUGUUCGAUGACGAUGCGGAGGGAGCCACUACUGGUGCGCCCAAGAAGAAGCUUAAAGGGGGUGGUAAUGAAGAGAGGAAGGAGAUGAAGACGAAGAGCGAGGAAACGAGCGGUGCAACGGCCAAAGGUGGUCACAAGAGGCGUGGCGGGGCUCGUCAAGGUACGCUUGAUGGCAUGUUCAAGAGAUCGAGGAAAUCAUGA
Messenger RNA from Diplodia corticola, 3258 nucleotides. RefSeq names its product dna photolyase. Gene Ontology annotation, biological process: entrainment of circadian clock by photoperiod; circadian regulation of gene expression. Gene Ontology annotation, molecular function: DNA binding; FAD binding. Bases 1 to 3258 code for a protein of 1085 amino acids. The transcript has 7 exons. The record is from RefSeq and is a predicted model, not a curated record. Gene Ontology annotation, cellular component: cytoplasm; nucleus. Lineage: Eukaryota; Fungi; Ascomycota; Dothideomycetes; Botryosphaeriales; Botryosphaeriaceae.